UUGAACUUAGUUAUCAAUGAUGUGUCUGCGUACAUAAUCUAUAACACAAAGUUUGCUUUGAGAGAUUUUUGUAUCAAUAUUAUAAAUAUAAACUUUUUUUAUUGUGUGAAUGCGAUACAACUGGAAGGGAGCUUGAAAACAAUUCAGGGGGUAGAUCAUACUAGCUUAACUGGUUUUAGAAGGAAAAAGUGGUCAUAAUCAUGGAGGACGUCAGUAAUUCUGACUUUUCUGUCUCAAUGUGUGAAAGAAUGGAGUGUACAAAAUGUGGUGAAACUGUUGGGGAGGCUGUCAACUUUUGCGGGAAGUGUGGUACAUCUGUCAUUCGAGAAAGUAUCAAGACUUCCCCUGACGAGGCCCUAACUGCCCUGGAAACCUCCCCUGUGGAACCCCUUCCUGCCCCCAAGCCAGGGCAGACAACUCAGAUCCAGAUGCCACCUGACCAGCAGACUGAGAUUGUCUCCCCUGCCCAGGCAGUGAACUUGUUUGAAAAGAAAGUGGGUAUCAAGACUUCCCCUGAGGAGGCCCCAACUGCCCUGGCAAACCCCCCUGUGGAACCCCUUCCUGCCCCCAAGCCACGGCAGACAACGCAGAGGACACCUGAUCAGCAGGCUGAGAAUGUCUCCCCUGCCCAGGCAGUGAACUUGUUUGAAAAGAAAGCGGAUAUAAGAAUACUUCUUGUUGGACAUACUGGCCAUGGCAAAAGUGCAACUGGAAACACGCUUCUUGGAAUCAAAAGGGAGGAAGGAUUUCAUGAUGAAUUGAGUCAAGUUUCUGUUACACAGGAGUAUAAGAGGCUGGUACAAGAAAGGUUUGGAAGAAAAUUAGAAAUUGUGGACACUCCUGGAAUUUUUGAUACAUCCUUUGAGCAACAAUUUGUUUAUGAACAAAUAUACCAGUGUAUAGGGCUGACAUUGCCUGGUUUCAAUGCUAUCUGCUUAGUAUUGCGCCCAGAUCGCUUUACUAAAGAAUUGGUUCAAACGGUGGAAAUUUUCUUCAAAUUGUUUGGAAAAGGCGUUGAUGAAUAUGCAUUUGUCCUUUUUACCCACAUAGAAACAGAAGCAGAAAUGAAAAACUACAUAAGAGGAGGGGAGAAAAAGACUGAAGAUGAUGGACAAAAAGCAUUUCAAGUGCUUAGAAAAAGAUGUCAAGACAAAAUGUUGUUCAUUGAUAACAAAGCUUCCAAAGAUCUUAAAGAAGAUAUGGUUUUAAAUAUCUUAACAGCAGUUGAUGAAGCUAAUGCCAAAGCACUGAGGCCGUACUUUGUGAACAAAAUAAGCAGAAACUUGGCACAAAAGGCUACAGACUUUUAUAUGAUACAUGUCUGUGGAUUGGGAUCUGAGCGGUCAAAAGAAGAUCUAAGAAUUCUUCUCAUUGGACUCCCUGGACAUGGAAAAAGUGCAACUGGGAACUCCCUUCUGGAAAAAAGAUUGUUUCCUGAAAAUGCUCCCGCAGUUCCAAAUGCAGGCCAAGAAACAGAAAUGACAGCUAUACAACUUAACAAACCAAAUACAAAACCUAAAGACCUAAGUGGGGAAAUCAAUGGUCGUAAAAUAAAGAUUGUAGAGUUCCCAGUUAAAGAUCCCUCAAGCGAGAGUGACAUAGAUUUUAAGAAGGAACUGUUUCAAACAGAGAAAAUGUUGGAUCCAGGAUUUCAUGCAGUUUGUUUUGUAAUAGAUCCAAAUAAGUUCUCUGAUGUGAAAGACCAAUUCAAACGAUUCAUGGAAUACUUUGGAGAUGAUGCUAGUGAUUAUGCUUUUGUAAUCAUGACUUUUACUAAAAAUGAAAAUGAAUAUGAAGAUCAUUUUUGUUCCAAUAUAGACGCCAAACAUCCAGUUGCAUCUGUAUUGAGCUUUUGUAAAGAAAAGGAGUUAUACAUAGACAAUAAGGUCUCAUCAGCAGAAAAGGAAGAAAUGAUAAAAGAGAUGUUGACUUUGAUUGACAGUGCAAAUGCAAAAAAACUUACUCCUCACUUCAGUUCUCGGUUCAAACAACAAACUGAAGCUGCAGAGGCUGCUAAAACUGAAGAAGCUGCUAAAGCGGCCAAAGCGGCAAGAGCUGCUAUUAAAGCUGCUAAAGAAGCUGAAAUUAAGCACCAAAGGGAACUUCUAAGGGUUGAAGAGCAAGCUAUAGAAAUAUAUAAAAGAGACUUUGAAGCGGAAAAAAGACGGCUUGAAGCAGAAAAAUUGCGGCUUGAACAGGAAGUUAGUACACAAAAUAGGAGGGCUGAGAAUAUGGAAGCACGUACAAGAGAACUUGAACAGAGAGUUUUUCAAGCAGAAUUUUUCAGACAAUGUGGAAAUAAUAAUCCACCAAAAACAGAAGGUUAUAAUUGUACAAUUCAGUAAAGUUUUUUUUAGACUAUACUAUGACAACUAUAUAAACAAUUUAUUUGGUUGCUAUGACUUUUUUUAUAUAUUGUCUCAUAAAAAGUAGAUGCAUUUGUUGUACAUGAUUGCUUUGCGGUUUUUACUGGAAACAAAAAAUAGAUUUAGGUAAAAUUUCAAUCAUGAACAAUGAUAUAAAAAGCUUUCAAUAUUUAAGUUGUAUAUUUUUUUCAAUAUUAUUUAAUGGCUAUUGUUGGCAGAAUUAAAAUAAAACACAUAUCAUAUGUAAACAAAAGAUAGUCCUUUCCAUAUGUUUUCAUGUUGUUGUUUUUUUCUUAUAAUCUAUUGUUUAAAUAAUAAUAUAUUUUUUAUACC
Dreissena polymorpha is the source of this 2699-nucleotide messenger RNA. Its product is annotated as GTPase IMAP family member 6-like. The coding region runs from base 201 to 2345 and encodes 714 amino acids. Gene Ontology annotation, molecular function: GTP binding. The record is from RefSeq and is a predicted model, not a curated record. The transcript is spliced from 8 exons. NCBI's taxonomy places the organism in Eukaryota, Metazoa, Mollusca, Bivalvia, Myida, Dreissenidae.